CUUGGCACCGCACUUGUAGCUAGCCGCAACCGCGCGUGUGUAUGGCCUUCGUCCGCUAUUACAACAUUGUAAUACACCACCUCCCAUCAUCGGAGCGUUUCUUCCAGUCCAGUUCAGUUCGUGUCCGGUCGUCAGUUGGGUUCGUUCCCCGGGAUGGCAAAGCUUGUAUCGAUAACCGUGUGUGCGCUGGUGGUGCUCGGGAUGAUGGUUGGAAGUGGCUGGUCACUGAUUUGCCGCAACUGUUUCAGCACGGAAAGCUUCGCUAAAUGCGAACUAAUGGGCCUCCCGGUGAACUGUACGGCGCAAUUGGUCAACGAGAACCACGCUCGAUUCUUUCCCGACAAUCCAACGCUGGUGCCCGGCAAUGAGACGGAAUUUAGGUGCUUCCGAAUCAAUGGAUGGCGGAAGGGGGUGAAUGGGACGGAUAUCGGUUUACGUGGGUUUGGCCAGGGCUGUACGUUCAACAGUACUGACUUCUGCAGCGGUUGGUCCGGCACUCUAAACAUUACGGGAUGUGCCACCUGCACGAAGGACAAUUGCGACCAGGAACCGAACAUUCCGACCGUCGGGCCACCAGUAACGGCCGUUCCCACGAACCCUUCGACUGGUGCGACGCAAGCUACGACCACGAAAAAACCAUCGAACGGUGCCACGGGGCUGCAGCAGCAGAUGCAGUUAGGCGCGGUUAUACUUGUAUUGCUGAAUAUUAUUCUUGGUUCGAGGAACUAAAGGAACUUCUCUGCCCCAUCGAUGGGCUAUAAGUUAGGGACUUGUUUUAAAACACUUCCUAAAAUCAUCUUUGUAAUAGAUAAGAUUGAAUCUAAUGAGAUUGUUUGCACAAUGCAUUUGUAAAAUACAUGUUUUCUAUUUCAAAUUUCUCAUAAACUCUCAAAGCUUAUACCAGGAAAAGCCAGCAUAAGUAUUAGGAACGAACCUGAUGUCGUUUGUAACCACUUUUGAUCGUGCCAUCCGUGUCGUCUUUUAAGAUAGAUAAUGAAGUUCCAACAAGUGGCACGAGUAUGACUCAUGCACAGGAAAUAUGGAAAAUAUCAAUUUUCCUAAUUUAGCAAAAACUCAAAAACACAAGCCGUGUCUGUGGUGUAAAGCGGAAUCAUGCAACAGGUAAAUGUUAUCUGCUUCCAACGAAUUCUAAAUAAAUAUUGUAAAAUAUUACAA
Messenger RNA from Anopheles aquasalis, 1176 nucleotides. RefSeq lists its product as uncharacterized. NCBI's taxonomy places the organism in Eukaryota, Metazoa, Arthropoda, Insecta, Diptera, Culicidae. The record is from RefSeq and is a predicted model, not a curated record.